Messenger RNA from Neofelis nebulosa (Clouded leopard), 1373 nucleotides. RefSeq names its product ankyrin repeat domain-containing protein 26-like. The transcript is spliced from 8 exons. NCBI's taxonomy places the organism in Eukaryota, Metazoa, Chordata, Mammalia, Carnivora, Felidae. Bases 327 to 1160 code for a protein of 277 amino acids. The record is from RefSeq and is a predicted model, not a curated record.
AUAACUUGUUUAUUUAUAAAGCAGAUAAACAGUGUAGUAUGGGAAAUGUAUUAGUUAUGCCAGUAUAUCAUUGUUAAGCUGGAUACAAAUUCCAGCUUUGAGCUAUUUUUAAAUGCAGAAUUGUGGCAUAUUAUCUCUCAAUUUUGCACCUUAUCCACAAAACACGAUGAGAAAAAUGGCACAAUUCCGAAAUCUUCCUCUUGACAAAAUUUUAAGGAUUUCUGUAAUACCCUCAUUUGUUCAGAAAGUAUGUGUUGUUGUUUUAAAUUUAUGUGUGAGAAUAAUUACCUUAAGAUCUGCAUUUUAGGCUACAGGUUAAAAAUGCCAUGCAAGAAGCAACCAUCAAACAUCAAGUGGCCCAGAUUCAAGAUCUUGAGAGCAACGUGAUAAAGACACGUUUGUUACAAGAAGCACAGAAACGACAUGCAGAGGCCGUAAGAUAUGCUGAGAAGAUUAAAGAUCAUAUGCUAAAGCUAAAGGUUAAAAAUGCCAGGCAAGAAGAAACCAUCAAACAUCAAGCGGCCCAAAUUCAAGGUCUUCAGAGCAACUUGCUAAAGGCAAGUUUGUUGCAAGAAGCAAAGGAUCGAGAGGCAGAGGCCAUAAGAUAUGCGGAGAAGACGCUAGAAGUGCAAAAUGCCAGACAGGAAGAAACCAUCAAACAUCAAGCGGCCCAAAUUCAAGAUCUUCAGAGCAACUUGUUAAAGACAAGUUUGUUGCAAGAAGCAAAGGAUCAACAUGCAGAGGCCAUAAGAUAUGCUGAGAAGAUGCUAGAAGUGCAACAUGCCAGGCCAGAAGGAACCAUCAAACAGCAAGCGGCCCCAAUUCACAAUCUUCCGAGCAACUUGUUAAGGACAAGUUUAGCUGAUGUCCUUACAACAGAACUGGAAACUACAUCUUCAAAAUGUCUACACCUGGAUGCAAAAAAUCAAGUUCUUCAACAAGAGUUAUUAUCAAUGAAAUCUUUCGAAGAAGAACGUGAAAAACUAGAGAGCAAUAACAAGAAGUUACAGCAAGAAGUAGUAAAAUUGAAACAAUUUAUGGAAAUGAAUAUGGUAGAAUGCAGUCAAGUGGAACAGUAUAAACGGGAGAUUGAAGAAAGAGCACGACUGGACAUAGAAGAAAAAUUACACGAAGUCAACCUGUUUUUACAGGUUAAUUGAUUGAUCUGUAAUGUGCUGUAAUUCAUUUCACUGCAAAUUACAUUUUGGAUAGAUGUAUUGUAGGGGUUUCCUCUACUUGCUUUAUGGUAAUUUGUAGAUUUCUGGAGGCAUUUGUUCCCCCCUUUAAAGAUUUCAGUUUUCAUCAUUAUUCCUACUAAAUCGAGAGGAUAAGAAAAAAUGAUGAUUUAAACAACUAGUCUCACUAUGAAGAGG